Telopea speciosissima is the source of this 1578-nucleotide messenger RNA. Its product is annotated as serine/threonine-protein kinase BLUS1. The transcript has a single exon. NCBI's taxonomy places the organism in Eukaryota, Viridiplantae, Streptophyta, Magnoliopsida, Proteales, Proteaceae. The coding region runs from base 1 to 1578 and encodes 525 amino acids. Gene Ontology annotation, molecular function: protein kinase activity; protein serine/threonine kinase activator activity; ATP binding. Gene Ontology annotation, biological process: protein phosphorylation. The record is from RefSeq and is a predicted model, not a curated record.
AUGGCACAACUUCAUUACCCUCUUGAAGAAAGCUCCUACCAACUUCUUGAAGAGAUCGGCUCCGGCGUUAGUGCCAUAGUCUACAAGGCUAUCUGUCUUCCCAUGGACUCUUCCACUGUCGCCAUUAAAGCCAUUGAUCUUGACAGAUCCCGGGCAGACUUCGACAACAUCAGACAAGAAGCCAAAUUCAUGUCCCUCCUCUCUCAUCCCAACAUCCUUAAAGCCCACUGUUCCUUCACCGUUAAUCGCCGUCUUUGGGUUGUCAUGCCCUUCAUGUCUGCUGGUUCUCUUCAAUCCAUCAUUAACUCUUCCUUCCCUGAUGGCUUAUCUGAACCCUGCAUCGCUUUUGUUCUCAAAGAAAUUCUCAAUGCUCUCUUGUAUCUACAUGAUCAAGGCCACCUUCAUAGGGAUAUCAAAGCUGGUAACAUUCUUAUUGAUUCAGAUGGGUCUGUUAAACUCGCAGACUUUGGUGUCUCUGCUUCCAUCUAUGAAUCCAAGCACACUUCUUCUUUUUCUUCAUCUUCAUCGUCUCUGAUGCUCAAUGAUGUCGCUGGGACGCCUUACUGGAUGGCACCUGAAGUCAUACAUUCUCAUACUGGGUAUAGCUUUAAGGCUGAUAUUUGGUCUUUUGGUAUCACUGCUUUAGAAUUGGCUCAUGGUAGACCUCCUCUCUCUCAUCUUCCUCCCUCGAAAUCUCUGGUCAUGAGGAUCACCAGCCGCUUUCGAUUCUCUGAUUAUGAAAAGAGUAAGAAAGCAAAUAACAAGAAGUUCUCUAAGAAUUUCAGAGAAAUGGUGGCAUCUUGUCUGGAUCAAGACCCUUCAAAGAGACCCACUGCCGAGAAGUUGCUGAAACAUCCCUUCUUCAAGAACUGCAAGAACGCCGAUUUCCUUAUCAAGAAUGUCUUGCAAGACUUGCCCACUGUAGAGGAAAGGUUCAAGAAGAGCAAAGUGGAUUACCCAUUACCGGUUCAUGAAGAAAGCUCCGAAGAAGACGAAUCGUAUGGUGGUACCAUUGUCAAGCAUCGGAGGAUAAGUGGGUGGAAUUUCAAUGAACAAGACUUGGAGUUUAGCCCUGUUUUUCCAAUAGAAAGAGAAGAGAGCUCCAUUAUCUCCGAUCAUGAACAAAAAGAUGAUUCCAUUGUCAAACGAGUUCGAUUUGGGGGCGAAUCGAUCAUCCAUAACCAACAGUCUACCCGCAGAGAAAAAGAUUGUGUGGGAGCUCACACAACUCCACCAGCUCAAGUUGAAACUCCGGCACAGGUUGAAGUACCUGCUGAUGCCAACGUUGUGGGUAUGGCAUCUGAUAUGGGAGCAAGUGGUGAUAUGGGUCCACAAUUGGUCUGUGGCUUAUCAGAGCUACAACGCAGUUUGGAUUACCAGAGGGAAAUGGUGUCUACUCUAUUGGCCACUUAUGGUGGUGAAAAAGCAAUUGGAGUUGCAGAGAUGAGUCGUGAAGAACAGCUCCAGAAGAUGAUAGAAGAACUGAGGAUUGAACUAGAGCAAGAGAAGCGUAAGACUGCUACUUUGGAAAUGGACAUGGAGUCGUUGAGGAAGAGGUACGCGGCCGAACAACAAUAG